AUGGACUACUAAAAACAAAAUAAAAAUUCUCAUUAAAGAUCAUAAUUUUCUAUGUAAAACUAAUCUCUAGAGAUCCUAGCUGAUGAACACCAAGCCCCCUAGGAGAGCUAUAAUAGUAGAAAGUGCCAGAGAAAUUUAUUUGAGAUAAAGUGCACUGAAAUAGAAAUUGGGCUCAAAGGAGACUAAACGAUUUCUAAUAAUAGCCUAUUUAUUGUAAAUAACAACAAUAACUCAUUCUUUGAAAAUGUUUAGUAGAAUACUGAAGGAAAUGUAAAAGAAACAAAUUGCCCUUAUAAAGAAAGAAACGAAACAUUAUCUGAGUAAUAACCUAUUGUGCUUUUAACAAAUGAUUAAUACUAGGACAACCAUUUAAAAAAAAAUAAUUCUACUAAUAAAAAGUAAGUUAAUAGCUAAAACACUAGCGGAUCUAUAAAGAGCAACAAUAAAAUAAAAAUAGGAAUUAAAGAGGAACCAAAGCGACCAAGCAUAUGGAGAUCCUAGACUUAAAUUAAAGACUAAAAUUAAAUAAAAUCUAAAAUUGAUAAUCAACUUGAUAAGGUUGAUAGUAAACCAGAUUUAUGUUAAAAGCAGGUGUCAAAGAACGGAGGUUGGAUACCAGAAGAUAUUAUAUAUGAAUAAAAUAUCUUCGAGUUGAGUAGAAAAGUUACUCUUGUUGUAAAAAAUAAUUUUACUUAAAGUAAGACAUAAAACUAUAAAGAAAGGAAGUACUAGUAGAACUUUUAGAAGGCAGCAGAUAUUGUAAAUAAGCUUUUAAAUACAUCAAUGAAUAGAAUUAUGAGAGUUAGGCAACAUGUCAGAAAUUUUAUAAUGCUUCUUAAACUCAGGUACAUGAAUCGUAGGAUAGACGAUCUCACUGAUAGCGAUUACAUGUCAAUAAAUGAUUUAAGCAAUUUUUAUAAAUCACAAAAAUAAAAAAAGAAUAGCAAUAAAUCAAAUGGAAUAUCCAUAAAAAAGAAGAGAUUUGAUUAUGUUUUCACUCUAAAAGAAAAUUAAAAGCAUGUAAUAAAAUUAAUUAACUAGCUAUUUAGUGUAGUUACUGUUGCUCAUAUUGCUGCAAUAGGAUGGUAUUUUCUUGGCGUGUAAGAAGUUGUGAGCAAAAACUAAGUAAACUGGCUAGAAAAAUUAAAUAUAUCAGAAGAAGUAUAUUACCAAAAAUAUAUAUACUCUAUUUACUGGUCAAUUACCACAAUGACAACAGUUGGCUACGGAGACAUAUCAGCAACAAAUUAUGAAGAAGCAUUAUAUAUUUCAAUAAUUAUGCUUUUAUUUAGUUGUGUCUUUGCUUACUCAAUCAACAAUAUUGGAUUCAUCUUAUAAGAAAUAGAAAAAUCUUCAAAAUAGCUGAAUGAAAAAAUAACUACAAUUUAGAGAUACUUAAACAGAAAGAAUGUCAAUAUUUCUCUUAAGAGUAGAAUCAGACAUUACUUAUCAUUUUUAGCUUAGGAAUAGAAAGAUAGAGAUAAAUAAGCUGAAGAUGAAAUUCUAUAAAUAUUAUCUAACAAAUUAAGAGAGGAGAUAACAGUUGAAAUAAAUUCUAAGAUUUUAAACAAAUAUAGCAUCUUUACUUCUAAUUUUUCUUAAUAAACUUUGGACAAAUUAGUUUUUAAAAUGACAGAAGUUUUAAUAAAUCCCAAUGAGAUAAUUUUUAGAGAAGAGUAAAAUGAUGACAUGUCAAUUUACUUUAUUUAAGGAGGUAUUAUUGAGAUUUAUUAACAAUCCAUAUAGAAAUUAGAAAAACCAAAUGUAAUUCAAACCCUUACAGAUAAUAGUAUUUUUGGAGAUAUUUCAUUCUUCUCUGGACUAUCCAGAAAAUCCUCAGCGAGAAGCAUUAAUCUUUCUACUUUGUAUAAAAUUUCAAGAGAAGAUUUUAUAGAUGUAAUUAAAGAAAAUAAUGAAGAUUAUGAAAGAUUUAAAAUGAUUUAAGAAUAAAUUAUUUUUUAAGGAGAUUUAUCUUUAAUUCAUAUUGAAUGUUAUAAUUGCUAGUAAGUUGGGCAUAUUUCUAAUUAAUGCCCUAAAACUCAUUAAAUGUUUGAUAAACAAUUUGUUAUUUUAAGAGAUAUCUACUCACUGUUUUAGUCAAGAAAAAAUAUUUAACGAAAUUUUGAGAAAAAUAAAUUCAAGCCAUUAAAUUUAAUUUAAAUAAACUAUGAAAUGAGCAACAGGCUAAAAUAGAAUUUUUAAGAAGAGGAUUGCCAAUUUUUAAAUAUGUUUGAAUCUGAUGAAAAAUAUACAGGAUCAUCUUAUUACAACUCUGAAGAUUUUGAUAGUGAAGAAUACGAAGAUUAGGGUGAUGAAGGUACGAAUUCUAAAUCACACACAAACAUUGAUAAUGCUUCAGUGGAAUCAUCUUCAAAUUUUUAAAAAUAAAAUUCUAUGCAAAAAAAGUAAAUUGGUAAAAAAAAAGAAGUUUCUAAAAAAUAUCUGGAUAGUAAUUUGAUUUGUGAAGACAUAAUCUCUAAUCUUAAUCCAGAAGUAUAAAGCAAUAGUUAUAAAACGAACUCGAAUAUGAUUAAUGAUAAUAUAGAAUAGUUGAAAAAUCAAAUUAAAAAUCAAAACUAUUUCAAGAGUGGAAAAUCCAUGGAAGAAGUAGAAUAAAUAAAAAGCAAUUAAUUUUUAGAAUAAAAUAAUAUUUAUUUUAAUUCAGAUCUGAAUCAUAAAUAAUAAACUUCAACAAAAACUGACUCAGAUUUGAACUAGUAGACCGUAAAUGAUUAAUCUUAAAAUUUUAAAUUUGAAGAAGAGGAAUAUACUAAGGAAGCAUUUACGAAUAAAAAAACUAAAACUAUAAAAUCGGCAGAAUCAAGUUUAUUAAGCUGUGAUAUUGUGCACUAAAAAGAUUAUUCUAAAUAAUAAAUUAAAAGAUAGAGUGGUACGAGUUAAAGCUUGCAAUAGCUGCACCUGAAAAGAAGCUCAUUUAAGGUUCAAGAUGAUUUUUAAUCAAACAUGAAUAAUUCAAGCUUAAAAGGAUAAGAACUUAAUAUUAAUUAAUCUAAUAAAAGAAUAAGCGUCCUUCUCAAUCAAAUUAACAAUAAUUAAAAUAUAACAACAAAAAACAGCUAAGAGUAAAUAAAUUACAGAAGUUCGAUUGAUUAAAUCUUACUGCAAGGAAUUUUAGUCAACAAUUUGAUUUAAUCGCAUUCCUCCUAAGCUAAUUUGUAAUCAGAAUAAUCUUUUAAAUUUUCGAAAAACUUUGAUGUUAGUUUAGAAAAAAAGAAAAAUAGUAUCAUAUAACAAAAUUUAACUCUUAGUAAUAAAAAGAGUUCAAUGCUCUAAAUUAAAGAAGUAAUAGAAGAGGAGCCAGUAAUAUCUAGUUACAAAAGUAUAGCUAAACUAAAGAAUAAAUAAUCUAAAGAUAGAAAUUCUAUAAUUAAAGCUUUGAGUAGCAUUAAUAAAAAUGAUGACAAUUCUACUACUACUAAGGAUGAUGAUAAAAGUAAUGAAAAUGAUAUCAAAUUAUAGCGGACUUAAUCACAGUAGAUUUAAAAUACCUAAGCUCCAUGUAAUAAUGAUUUAUAAUUAGUAGAAAGGCUUUCAAAGCUUUUAUUGAAUCCAUAGUUACCAUUAUUACUCUAAUUAACUUCUGGAAUGAGUUUUAGAGAAAUGGCAUAAAUAAAUAAUAAUAAUCAAAUGGAUACGUUUGAUAAGAUGCAUAACUUUAAAAAAUUUUUCCCUCAUAAUAACAUAGAAAUUGUUCUUAAUAAACUGAAAACAAUGCAACUAGAGUAAAAAAAAAUGAAAAAGUAGAAGAUAAUAAAUAAACCACGUCGCUAAAAUAUAUUAUUCUCAAGAUUCUAUAGCUCCCCUUCAUCAUAGGUUCAUGAAAAUUUCAAGCUUUUAUAAUAAGAAUUAAAUAUAGAUGAUUAUAGACCUACUUAUCUUUCAUAUGGAGUUAGUAAGAGAAGAGGGUUUUAAUUUCCAAGCAAUAAUCAUAACUUAACUUUAUAUUUUUGA
Messenger RNA from Tetrahymena thermophila SB210, 3972 nucleotides. Its product is annotated as cyclic nucleotide-binding domain protein. Gene Ontology annotation, molecular function: zinc ion binding; nucleic acid binding; monoatomic ion channel activity. Gene Ontology annotation, cellular component: membrane. NCBI's taxonomy places the organism in Eukaryota, Ciliophora, Oligohymenophorea, Hymenostomatida, Tetrahymenidae. The record is from RefSeq and is a predicted model, not a curated record. The transcript has 6 exons. Gene Ontology annotation, biological process: monoatomic ion transport; transmembrane transport.